Molecule: messenger RNA, 1257 nt
Organism: Echinococcus granulosus
Lineage: Eukaryota; Metazoa; Platyhelminthes; Cestoda; Cyclophyllidea; Taeniidae
Product: boule-related protein
Exons: 6
Coding region: 1-1257 (418 amino acids)
Source: RefSeq, a predicted model, not a curated record
AUGUUGGUCGAGCCCGAUUGUGCAGCAUGUGUGCCUGACGUCCCACCAGCGCUAUUUUUCCCCGGCGGAGCCGCAAUUCCCUGCAGCUUUCAAAGUGGAAUGCCAAUCUUUCCGUUGACCGGACAAGACUACUCAGUACUUGCACAGCCAGGCUCGACGUACCAGCAGAUGCUCCUGCAGCAGGCCAACGGUGCAAUGUAUCUCUCACCGCAGCCAAACCAACAGGCAGCGGCAGCAGCAGCAGCGACGGCAGCCGCAGUGCAGUAUUCAGCCCUUCAGUCGCAUCUUGCCGCCCAUCAAAAUGCCGCAGCUGCCACCUUUGCCACACUCCAGCACCACCAACAGUACCAACAGGCCUCCCUCACCGCUCCAUUGGCAGCUGGGGGGCAGACUUCGCAAGCAGCGAUGAUGGCAGCGGCAGCAGCAGCAGUGGCGGCGGCCUCUCAGUGGUCUAACGCCGCCAACACGGCUGCGAAUGGUCACAACUCAUCUGGCACUACGUCAGCAGGUCUACCACCUCCACCACAGCUGACGCCGGCGCCCUCGGUGUCGGUAGGACAGCAUGCCCCUGCAACGCUGGGUGGCGCUGUAAGUGGUAACUGUAAUGGCGUCCUUGACGUCACUCAAUCACCGCAAGUGGCUGCGCUGGCAGCUGCUGUGGCCGCCCAACAACAGCUCGCUGCUGCUGCUGCCGCAGCCGCAGCUUGGAGGUGGUCCUCGCCUUCCGCCGCCGCUGCCGCUGCUGCUGCCUCGCAACACAGCAGUGGUGGUAGUGGUGCUCUCCUCGCACCCUCUCCCUCGGCUCUUACAAAUGGAUCUGCUACAACGCCUACAGGACAGUCCGUGUCACAGACUGCAUCUCAACAGAUCCACUCUCACGAUUUGCCACUACCACCACAACAACCACAUCAUCAACAGCAGCAGCUGGCUUUCCUGCCGAACACUACCACGACAAGCGACUAUAGCACUGACCACAGUGCCCAUUCCUCGGGCCUCAUGGAGUCGGUAGAGCCCAUCAUUCUUGAUGUUUACUCUGGCGCCGGCGGUGGUAUUCCACUGGCUCCGUUGAAGCAGACGUCCCUCUUAUCCGCAGAGGGUCUCAUGGUGGUUGAACACACGGGCGGCGCCUCUGGAUUAAAGCAGAAUGGUGGUGGUGGAGGUGGCUGCGGAGCGGGGGGUCGUGGGGGCGCGGGAUCCAGUCCCAAGAAGCUGACUGCUGCAAACGGUACCACUACCAACACUCGCGCCGCGAUCUAG